This is a messenger RNA of Zalophus californianus (California sea lion), 189 nucleotides long. Its product is annotated as keratin-associated protein 20-2-like. The coding region runs from base 1 to 189 and encodes 62 amino acids. The record is from RefSeq and is a predicted model, not a curated record. The transcript has a single exon. NCBI's taxonomy places the organism in Eukaryota, Metazoa, Chordata, Mammalia, Carnivora, Otariidae.
AUGUGUUACUACAGCAACUAUUAUGGUGGCCUGGGCUAUGGCUAUGGUGGCCUGGGCUAUGGCUAUGGUGGCUGGGGCUAUGGCUAUGGUGGCCUGGGCUAUGGCUAUGGCUGUGGCUAUGGUGGCCACGGUUAUGUCUGCUGCUGCCCAUUGUGCCAUGGAAGACACUGGUCUUAUGGCUUUUACUGA